Molecule: messenger RNA, 2274 nt
Organism: Gymnodraco acuticeps
Lineage: Eukaryota; Metazoa; Chordata; Actinopteri; Perciformes; Bathydraconidae
Gene: il15ra
Product: interleukin 15 receptor subunit alpha
Exons: 8
Coding region: 81-830 (249 amino acids)
Biological process (GO): interleukin-15-mediated signaling pathway
Cellular component (GO): plasma membrane
Molecular function (GO): interleukin-15 receptor activity
Source: RefSeq, a predicted model, not a curated record
GUGAAAGUGAGUAUUGACAGCAGUGAGGAUAGUCUCUUCUUGUAGAUGGCUACUCUUCUGUGAGCAGAUCAGAUCGUCAGAUGGAGCUGGACUCCUCUUCACUAACCUGCCUCACGGUGCUUUGUCUGCUCGGAGCUGCAGAAGUCUCCAGCCUCGAAAACAACACUUGCUGUCCAGAUAUUCCCGAAGUGAAUAGAACUAAACGUCCCGAGGUCCCCUGCUUCAAAAUUAACAGCACAUUCCGAUACACGUGCAUAGAUGGCUAUGUGAGGAAGUCGGGAACCUCUAAUUUGCUCAAAUGCAAACCUAAUGGCAUCAUUUACACCCCCUCCACCACCUUUGAGUGUAUACUUGACCCAAAGAGAACCACAGCACACCCCAAGAGCACAGCAACAAGUAAGUCGGGACACACCCAUAUCCGUAUCCCCCAUGAAUCCACCGCUUCCUCCAUAGUCACUUCCCGCAGUCUUCAGACCAGCCAGAGUAUACAGCCGUCAGACACCCUGCGUGCAGAGCCCACCUCCAGCUCCACCUUUAACUCUCCUGCCCCGCCCGGAUCCUCCCAGGGGGCGGUAGAUUCCAUGCCAGGGACCAAAGCAUCCACAUCGCACGGCACACUUUCCACCACGACUGAGGCGUCCGACAACGGGACAAUUAUUCCGGGAAUGCUCUCCUCCACGGCCCCCAGACUUGUGAUUGGCUGUGUUUCACUGGUGAUUUUCUGUGCUUUGGUGGGAAUCAGCUUCUUUUUCUAUAAAAGGAGGUCCAAAAACGAGAUCCCUCAGCAGACCGAUGAACAGAUACCCAUGAAAACGGAUCCACGUGACUGACAGGAGAAUGGGUUAUUAGACUGUGUAAAUCACAUAUAAUGGCUGGCUGCAUGACAUUUGUUGUAUGAAGUUAAACUGACUUUUUAAUGAGCAGAUCUCAACCAAAGAUUUGAUCUUCAUCUGAGGAACUUUAAUUGUUGAAGACUGUGAUCUUCUGCAGCUACAAGAUGUAGAUGUAUGUUGCUGAUAUUGUCUUCAAAUCCCAGGAAAUUACAAAAAUAAGCAAUUAAUCAAUUCCCAACUACAGGUAUGGUGUGUAUAGAUCUUAGUGCCUUGUGCCAGAGUUCCAUUGUUCUGUAGAAAUGAUUGAAACACAUAAGUGGGCCGCACCAAUAAACAAUGAUCACAUUAGCAUCUAAAAAAGGCCCUUACCAAACUACAUUUCACAAAAGAAAAACCUUGCUUAAAACCGCAGUUCCCAGUGGUUUAUGGGAAGCAUUCAGCCAUUUUCUAAAGACAGAGAAGAAGGUAGGGAACCAACUUGUCCUUCACCCCAUGAUCUGGGAGUCAGCACUGCAGGCUAAGAAGCUACCCAAAGGCCAAAAUGCUAACUACGAUAGGCUAUAUUUAUGGCCCAAAGUAAGAUGUGCCUUUAUUUUGAUAUUCAUAUCUGUGGUCAUCCGAGUAAGUACACUGUCAAGUAAUAUCUGAGUAGCUUUUUAUGAGCUUGUAGAAAUGUAAUUGUGUUGAAUGAGCAUAUGAUAUUGCCUCAGGUCACUGAAUCCUAUCGAAACCGUAUUGUGGCAUACUUUGUUAUAUCAGCAAAUAUGGUAUCAUAGUCCAAUAAAUAGAUUUAUAGCUUCAAGAUUAACUCGUGAUUUACUCUCCAACUAUUUAGCAAACGUAGCUUACGGAACGCCUAUAUUUCUUCAUCUCUUAUCUGUUUUACUCAUCUGAAAUGCUAAGCCUGAUGUUAUUUGUGUAGCGGUUGUACUGAACCAUGCACUGAACAAAGACUGUCAGCAACCUACAGAGCAUUAUCACUUAAAAAUAUGGUCCAUCCAUUACAGGACAAAGUUUAUCUUAUUUCUGAGAUUUUUGCAGCCACUUUGGUACAAUGAAAUGAACAGAAUAUUUGUUUCCUCUAAGAGCACCAAAGCAUUACAUGAAAAACACAACAGCAGGUUCAGGUCUGGGAAUGAAUAGUGGGAAAGUAAACAAUUCCUAUAUCAUAAAAAUAAAGCUGUUAACACUUAUUUAAUCUCACUCUAAAGCUUUUUCUUUAUGCCUCCAUGUAAAAUGUGCAAUCUAAAAUAUUCAGCUUUGUUGCUAUGCUUAUGAACUUUUCUUUUUCAUACAAGUGUUUCCUUAAAGUUUUGUUGAUCAGAAAAAAGUCCUCUUAUCAGAGCAGCUUUAAUUAUUUAGAUGAUUGUUGUGUUCCUGUAUCUCUUGUUGUGCUGCUCUGUGCAUUUAUAUAAUCAUUAAAGUAUUUCUUUUUAAAAAA